Molecule: messenger RNA, 474 nt
Organism: Sparassis crispa
Lineage: Eukaryota; Fungi; Basidiomycota; Agaricomycetes; Polyporales; Sparassidaceae
Product: Lactoylglutathione lyase
Exons: 5
Coding region: 1-474 (157 amino acids)
Molecular function (GO): lactoylglutathione lyase activity; metal ion binding
Source: RefSeq, a predicted model, not a curated record
AUGCCUCGCUCAGCAGAGACCGCGAGUUUCAGGUUCAAUCAUACCAUGCUACGUGUGAAAGACGCUCAGGUCUCGCUCAAGUUCUACACCGAGGUUCUCGGCAUGGAGCUCGCAGACAAGGCCGAGUUUGAGACCUUCACUCUCUACUUCCUCGUCUACAAUGAGGGGGACCAGGUCACCAACCAUGAGACUCGUUUCGCUCGCGAGGGUGUGCUCGAGCUGACGCACAACCAUGGCACCGAGUCCGACCCCAAUUUCAAGGGCUAUGCCAACGGUAAUUCCGAUCCUGGUCGUGGCUUCGGUCACAUUGCCAUCACGGUCGACGACAUUCAGACGGCUUGUGACCGCUUUGAAAAGCUUGGUGUAAAGUUUCAGAAACGCCUUCAGGAUGGCAGGAUGAGGCACAUUGCCUUCAUCCUGGAUCCCGAUGGCUACUGGAUUGAGAUUGUCCCUAACCAUCUCCCGAAGAUCUAA